AUGAAUUAUGUUAAACAAUUGAAUGGUGGCAGUUCAAGUGGCUCCAUUGCCGGCAAAUCAGCCCCACCCCAAACGGUAGCAGCAGCAACACCAGCGGUAACAUCAUCAUCAACCAGCAAUAUGGUUCACAAUGAUCCGCCAAGUAGUGAUUCCGAACCGGAAUUCAUCGACAACAGCAGUGUCGAAUUGCGAGGAUAUCUAAGUAAAUGGACCAAUUACAUUUAUGGCUGGCAACCACGUUAUAUUGUACUAAAAGAUGGUACCCUAUCCUAUUAUAAAUCCGAAUCGGAAUCAGAUUUUGGUUGUCGUGGUGCUAUAAGUCUAAGCCGAGCCACAAUUAAGCCUCAUGAGUCCGAUGAACUUCGAUUCGAUGUUGUGGUUAAUAAUUAUAAUAAUUGGUGUUUACGUGCCGACACACCGGAGGACCGUAUGCAUUGGGUGGAAGUGUUGCGUAUGUACAAAGAGGAUAGUACCAGCACAGAUACAACAUCUUUGCGACGUCAUGGCAGCACAAUGUCCUUGCAGUCGAAUACAGUAUCCGUGGCAAGUGGCAGCAGUUUGAAGAAGACACAACGUAAUCUGAAGGAGAAGGUUGGCGAAAUUGAGACAUUUAAGGAUAUUCUGUUUGGGCAAAUAGAGACACUCCAAAGAUACUUUGAUGCCUGUGCCGACAUCAACAAGGGCAUGGAUAAGCCCUUAGAUUUGGGUGAUGGCUUAAAACCUAUUGAUUUUAAGGGUGAAUCUAUAACAUUUCGCGCCACAACAGCCGGUGUAUUGACAACACUGCAACAUUGUCUGGAAAUUAUCGUUGAAAAUGAUGAGACAUGGAAGAAAAAACUGGACCGAGAGGCAGAGAAACGUAAAAAAAUCGAAGAACAAAAUCGUAAAUUAAAGGAAGAAAUUGAAAAACUUAAGCGAAUAUCAUAUCCUGGCCCAGAUUUAGAGUAUAAAAAUUCGAGUGAGAACCAAAAAUGA
Messenger RNA from Musca vetustissima, 975 nucleotides. RefSeq names its product ceramide transfer protein-like. Gene Ontology annotation, cellular component: recycling endosome; early endosome; trans-Golgi network. The record is from RefSeq and is a predicted model, not a curated record. The transcript is spliced from 5 exons. Gene Ontology annotation, biological process: receptor recycling; retrograde transport, endosome to Golgi; endosome organization. Bases 1 to 975 code for a protein of 324 amino acids. NCBI's taxonomy places the organism in Eukaryota, Metazoa, Arthropoda, Insecta, Diptera, Muscidae.